AUGUCCGACUCGCAAAGCAGCGUGGCAGGUCCAUCUCGCAACGAGACGUCACUCGAAGCGCGCCAGCAGGCCACUCCUCGACAGCGGGAAAAAGCACCUCAGCUAGAUGAUGUACUGCUCGACGAGACUGCUCUAGAACAAGAAAUCGAUCUUCUCAUCGGCCAAUAUCUUGAAUCACGCGGAGCUCCCUCAGCAGCCAGGAUUUGGGAUGAACAGAUCCUGGGCAAGGGUGCAGAUGACGGAGAUUGGGGAGCUAUCGAAGGUCUCAUUGCGAGGCCUGGUUUAUUGAGACCUCAAACCCAAAAGGCUUUCCUAUAUCUAGUGUACAGGCAACAAUUCUUGGAACAUGUUGAGAACCGUGAAUCGCAGAAAGCAUUCAACUUACUGCAGAAGCGUCUAAAAGCUCUGGAACACUAUCAACCUGUGCCAUACGAUUUCUAUUCGCUUUCAUAUCUCACGUCUGCCUCUACCGUUCAUGACGCACCAACAUUUCGGGACUGGGCUGGAGUCGGUCCGGAGAGAGAUCGGCUGACGGGGGUUUGGAGAGAGAUCAUCGAUUCUGAACGAGGCGGGGAAGUGGGAGAACGGAGAUACGUGCCUCCUGACCGACUAAAGACUCUUUUGAAGCAGGCAGCAGCUUGGCAAGUUGGUCAGAUAGAGAGGAAACGCGACAGUCCCGUUAAGAUCUCUUCGAUGCUUCAGGACUACAGACCUGUAGAGCUACCGAAUACCCUCCAGCGGUUGAUCCAUGGACACCUCGCCAACAUCAAAGCGGUUGACCUUAUAGGUUCUACAGGUCACUACGGCGUCAGUGGGUCAAGCGACUGCACCCUCCGCAUAUUUUCCACAGAAGACGGCACGACAGAGCACGUUCUCUCUGGACAUACAUCCAGAGUCUGGAGUUGCGCAUCGUCGCCUUCUAGGUCCACUAUAGCGAGUGGGUCUGGAGAUGGCUCGAUUCGGCUCUGGUCUGUCGCCAACGGGGAUUGCCGAGGGGCGCUGGCAGGCGAUGGAGGAGACGUUUACAGCGUCAAAUGGCGGCCCAAUCGAGAUGAUCAAUUGGCUACGGCGUCUUAUGAUCGUAUUCUUCGUUCUUGGGAUGUGGAGACUGGCAAGCAACUGCGGACAUUCUCAGGCCACAGUCAGAGUACGCUCGCUGUCGCUUACGACUCUACGGGAAAUAUGAUGGCUUCCGGUUCCAAGGACAAGCAUGUGAGAUUGUGGGAUGCCGUGGGCGGUGUUUGCAUCAACACCAUGACCGACUGUCUGGGAGAGAUUACCUCGGUAGAGUUUGACGACGAGGGAAAGUACCUGUUGGCCGGGUGCAAGGACAACUCAAACCGUCUAUGGGAUCUCCGGAUGCAAAGGAGUAUCUACCGAUACACUGGUCAUCAAAACACAUCAAAGAACCUGAUCCGGUGCACCUUUGCCUACUCUGCAUCCCUCGUUAUCGGCGGAUCAGAAGACGGAUCGGUGUACAUCUGGGACCGCGAAGGCAGCACUCCAGCCAAUACUUUGAACGAAGCCAGUCGCCCACCUGCCCUCCUUGCUCCUACCGCAUACGGUCCCAGCGGCGAACCCAUCGCCCCUACACUGUCCCACGCCGAUAUACCUCUUCGGCCCCCUGCUUCGCCGGCGUAUUACCCCCCAAGGGACGUGCGCGCGACGGGCGCCAGUUUCAGCAGCAGUGUCGCCCGUAGCGGGGGCAUCACCGUGCGGCCGUCCAAGGUCUUACUGGGACAUGGCGACGGAGCGGUGUUUGAUGUCAAGUGGAAAGACGGGAGGAUGAUUAGUGCUGGCGAAGAUGGAGCUGUUGGUAUCUGGGGCGUCGAGCGUUGA
This is a messenger RNA of Cryptococcus wingfieldii CBS 7118, 1839 nucleotides long. Its product is annotated as WD-repeat protein. Bases 1 to 1839 code for a protein of 612 amino acids. The record is from RefSeq and is a predicted model, not a curated record. Gene Ontology annotation, biological process: mRNA splicing, via spliceosome. The transcript has 9 exons. NCBI's taxonomy places the organism in Eukaryota, Fungi, Basidiomycota, Tremellomycetes, Tremellales, Cryptococcaceae. Gene Ontology annotation, molecular function: protein binding.